AUUUCCAUGUAUUUCACAGUUUCGUUGUCGGUUAUCAUUCAGCGAAUCAGCGACAAUCGCAGAGCGAAUGGCGAUUGGUUGAACGGUAGACUGGCGAGUCGGGCGACGGGCGUUGAAGAAAAGAAAAUGGCAAAAUGGUGUGAUCCAUUGAUCGUUUCUGGAAGGUGACAGUGAGAGGCGGGGCGAUGGCUGCCGGCUCUGAAUUUGUCGAGGGCUGGUUAGUCGCCCAAGUGUUGGGAGAAGGUGCAUAUGGCGAAGUGCGGCUACUGGUGCACGCGCGCAGCGGCGCCGCCGUGGCGCUGAAGGUGGCGCGCGGCCACGGCCAGGCGGACGGGGCGCAGGCCGACGGGGCCGCGCCCGUGCAGGCGCGCGAGGCCGCGCUGCACCGCGCCCUGCGCCACCCGCACGUGCUGCGCUGCCUGGGCGAGCGCACGCACCAAGGCCUGCACUACCUGUUCCUGGAGUACGCGGCGGGCGGCGAGCUGUUCGACCGGAUCGAGCCGGACGUGGGCAUGUGCGAGGAGGCGGCGCGGCGCUACUGGCUGCAGCUGCUGGCCGGCCUGGAGUACCUGCACGGCCGCGGGGUGGCGCACCGUGACAUCAAACCUGAGAAUUUGCUACUGGAUGCCCGCGACCAACUGAAGAUCUCUGAUUUUGGCAUGGCGACACUGUUCAGGCACGGAACGCGCGAGCGACUCCUGACGCGGGUGUGCGGCACCGUGCCGUACGCGGCGCCCGAGGUACUGGGCGCGGCCGCGCGGCCCUACCGCGCGCCGCCCGCCGACCUGUGGGCCGCCGCGCUCGUGUUGCUCGCCAUGCUGGCCGGCGAAUUGCCGUGGGAGCGCGCGUGCUCGUCUGACGCGCGAUUCGCGGCCUGGAGCGCGUGGUGGGAGGCGGGCGCGGGCGCGGCGCCGCCCGGCCCCUGGCGCAAGCUGAGCGCGGCGGCGCUGGCGCUAGUACGGCGCGCGCUGGCGCCCGACGCCAGCCGGCGCGCGGGCCUGUCCGCGCUGAAGGCCGCCGCCUGGGCGCGCGCGCGGCUGUGGCCGGAGAACGAGGAGCGCGCGUGGCGUUCCCAACCGACGGCGGGUGACGCGACGGACGCGCCGGACGAGCUGUCGGCGGCCGACAUGGACGCGCUCAUCAGCUACUCGCAGCCCGCGCACGCCGACGACGUCCUGCUGGGCGCCGAGCACCCGCCCGGCGAGCACGCCGUGGGCCGCCGCAUGACGCGCGUGUGGCUGCGCGGGGACGAGGCGCGCGCCCUCGCCGCGCUGGGGGACGCGCUGGCCGCCCGCGGCCACUCCUGGCGCCGCGGGGCGCGCACGCUGGUGGCCGAGCUGGGCGCGGGCGGGGGCGCGGGGGCGGGCGUGCGCCUGCGCGCGGCGGCGCUGCGCUGCGGCGGCUGCACGCUGCUGGAGUUCCGGCGCACGCGCGGCUGCGGGCUGCAGUUCAAGCGCUGCUUCGUGGAGCUCCGGGACGCGCUGCAACACCUGCACGCGCCGGCGCCCGACCCGCACUAGGCGCUCGCUGGCAGCGGCGAGAUCCACCGACGAUCGUUUUAUACGACUCUCUAAUUAGCAUGUAAUUAUUGUUAAAGCGAGUGUUCUUCAACAUAUAGACUGAGUAAACUAAGAACAUAUCAUAGUUUAAGUAAAAAAAAUCAUUAAAUUAAUUGAAUGGUGUGCUAUCGGUAACAUUCACGACCAAGAAUCUUGUUAAUAAUUAAAAAUACGUUAAUUUUCUAA
Molecule: messenger RNA, 1745 nt
Organism: Spodoptera frugiperda (fall armyworm)
Lineage: Eukaryota; Metazoa; Arthropoda; Insecta; Lepidoptera; Noctuidae
Gene: grp
Product: serine/threonine-protein kinase grp
Biological process (GO): protein phosphorylation; intracellular signal transduction
Cellular component (GO): nucleus
Molecular function (GO): protein serine/threonine kinase activity; ATP binding
Source: RefSeq, a predicted model, not a curated record